CACCCUGGCAACGGGCGAGCGACUACUUCCGGCGCAAGGAGUGCUCUGCGCUGACGCGGGGUAACUCCUCCUGUGAAGUUGCUUUUGCAUGGAAGGAUGCUCUUUUCCUGAUAGAAGAUGAUAAUCUUGGAGAAUGACCAUGGAGAAGGGGAUGAGUUCUGGAGAAGGACUGCCUUCCAGAUCACCUCAGGCAUCUGCUGCUAAAGUAACAGUCAAGGAAUCAGAAACAAGGCAGCCCUGUGAGGAGAAACGAGGGGGCUUUGUGCUGGUGCAUGCAGGUGCAGGUUAUCAUUCGGAAUCCAAAGCCAAGGAAUAUAAACAUGUAUGCAAACGAGCCUGUCAGAAGGCAAUCGAGAAGCUACAGGCUGGUGCUCUUGCGACAGAUGCAGUGACCGCUGCUCUGGUGGAACUUGAGGAUUCUCCUUUUACAAAUGCAGGAAUGGGAUCUAAUCUAAAUCUCUUAGGAGAAAUUGAGUGUGAUGCCAGCAUAAUGGAUGGAAAAUCCUUAAAUUUUGGAGCAGUUGGAGCACUGAGUGGAAUCAAGAAUCCAGUUUCAGUUGCGAACAGACUCUUGUGUGAAGGGCAGAAGGGCAAGCUCUCUGCAGGCAGAAUUCCUCCCUGCUUUUUAGUUGGAGAAGGAGCCUACAGAUGGGCAGUGGAUCAUGGGAUACCCUCUUGCCCUCCUAGCAUCAUGACCACAAGAUUCAGCUUAGCUGCAUUUAAAAGGAACAAGAGGAAACUAGAACUGGCAGAAAAGGUGGAAACAGACUUCAUUCAGCUAAAGAAAAGAAGACAAUCAAGCGCAAAGGAAAACGACUCAGGCACUUUGGACACAGUGGGUGCUGUGGUCGUCGAUCAUGAAGGGAAUGUUGCUGCUGCUGUCUCCAGUGGAGGUUUGGCCUUGAAACAUCCAGGGAGAGUUGGGCAGGCUGCUCUUUAUGGAUGUGGCUGCUGGGCUGAAAAUACUGGAGCUCAUAACCCCUACUCCACAGCUGUGAGUACCUCAGGAUGUGGAGAGCAUCUUGUGCGCACCAUACUGGCUAGAGAAUGUUCACACGCUUUACAAGCUGAAGAUGCUCACCAAGCUCUGUUGGAGACUAUGCAAAACAAGUUUAUCAGUUCACCUUUCCUUGCCAGUGAAGAUGGCGUGCUCGGUGGAGUGAUUGUUCUCCGGUCAUGCAGAUGUUCCUCAGAGUCUGACUCCUCCCAAAAUAAGCAGACACUUCUAGUGGAAUUUCUGUGGAGCCACACUACAGAGAGCAUGUGCGUGGGAUAUAUGUCAGCCCAGGAUGGAAAAGCCAAGACUCACAUUUCAAGACUCCCUCCUGGUGCUGUGGCAGGACAGUCAGUUGCAAUCGAGGGCGGGGUGUGCCGCCUGGAGAGCCCAGUGGACUGACUCUGGGCUGAAUACGAGGUGUCUGAGAGGCAUUUCAAAACCUGAGCUUUGGGCUAUUUAAUUGAAGUUGGGUGUUUUAUCUUGCUUGUUUUGUAAAUCCUAUUGCAACCUCGGGCACUGCUUGGGACACAAGUGCUGCUAUACUUAGUGCUGGUUGACACUCGAGUCUUUGAUGGGUGAGCGGGAGCAUGUGUGGGUGUAUAUCCGUGUGCAGUUUGUGUGCUUGCUUCUCCCUGAUGGGGUAGGAUCUCCUCAAGUGUAACCUAUGACUGAGAAUGAUCAAAUCCUUACAAAAUGUGUGCUUUAACUGUUUACAAGUAAAACCUAAAAUUGUAGAAAACUUUAAUUUCCUAAAAAGGUACCGACUAUGGUUGAUACAAUGUGUCUGAACUGAAGAGUGAAUCUGCUUGUUUAAUGACUUGACCUUCAUUGUGGUCCUUUUAAUAACAGUAAUCAGUAAUAUGGUGUCAGUUUAAGUGGAUGGUGUGGUAACUUAAACUGUUGUUCUCAUCCCUCAUACAGGGCAUUUUUCCUUGAACAAAGAAUGGUUUCAGUGAAACAGUCUAGUGGAGAACUAAGGUCAGAACCUUUUAAAGUAAUAGUCUUAUUGAUAAAGUUUGUACUUCUCUCCUGAGCUAUUUGAAGCUUAAGUAUUGCAUAGCUUUGCGCCGUGUGUACUAUAUUAUGAAAGAAUAUGUAAAGAGAGUGUUCAGUAAUGCACAGUCUUAAUUUGUGUAUAAUGGAAUGUUAUUUACAAUGUAACACUGUAAAUAAGAAAGCAAAGUUUAUGGGAAAAUUCAAUAUUAUCUUUGUUUCUCGUUUAAAUAUAUUUUUAAGAUAAAGGUACAAGAAUAAAAAGCAUAUUACUGGUUAUAAUGUG
Peromyscus eremicus (cactus mouse) is the source of this 2276-nucleotide messenger RNA. RefSeq names its product taspase 1 (gene Tasp1). The transcript has 14 exons. The record is from RefSeq and is a predicted model, not a curated record. Bases 134 to 1396 code for a protein of 420 amino acids. Gene Ontology annotation, biological process: protein maturation. Gene Ontology annotation, molecular function: threonine-type endopeptidase activity. Lineage: Eukaryota; Metazoa; Chordata; Mammalia; Rodentia; Cricetidae.